UAUUCAAUUUCUGUCUGUUCUGACUUUGUGGCGCGCUUGAUAAGCAAUCGAGCAACUGAAACGAAGAGAUUAAUGACAGAUGCGGAAGAACUGAUAGACAAAGCGGCUCGGAUCGGUGCUAAUUGCCUCAAUUUGAGUCACAGACAGUUGACGGUCUUACCAGAGAGACUCUCACAAUUGCGGACAAUCGACACACUCCUAUUGAACAACAACAAACUCAUCCUCCCUCCGACAGAAGUCACUCACCUACACAAGUUGAGAGAAUUGAGUCUAGCAUCAAAUCAACUGACCGUCCUACCCAGCGGUCUGCACAAUCUCACUCGUUUGAUAUCAAUCGAUUUGAGUCACAACAGACUUGGGUGUCUUCCCGCUGAGAUAGGCGAGUUGUCGAGACUCGAAGAGUUGUGGCUUGUUCAUACGGAGUUGAUGUGUAUUCCCGAUGAGAUCGGACGGUUGACGAACCUCCGGGUUCUCGCGGUCCAACACAACUUGAUCGUGACGCUACCGAGUAGCAUGACAGCAAUACGAUCUCUUCGAUGGUUUAGCUUGGCUUCUAAUCAGAUCUCGUCAUUUCCUUGUGUUAUCACUCGGAUACAGAGCAUCACGUAUCUCGACUUGUCAGACAACAAACUACGCGAAAUUCCUUCGUCUCUGUUUGACAUGCAACACCUUGAUACUUUUGUAGCUCAAAACUGUGGAUUAGAGUCGCUCCCGAUUAUAAACUCAUCGAGUUUGCAUACACUUGAUGUGAGAAGAAAUCCAGUGAGACGACCAGACGAUUACAAUGAUGUUGAGCAUCGAAUCCGACUGCUAGUUGAUAUUACUGACUUUGAGUUGAAACAUAAUCCUAAACGAUCGUCGACGUUUACUGUUGAGAAUCACGAUCGACGCGAUAUAAUUGAUGCUAUAAAUAGCUGAU
This is a messenger RNA of Corticium candelabrum, 919 nucleotides long. Its product is annotated as leucine-rich repeat protein soc-2-like. The transcript has a single exon. The record is from RefSeq and is a predicted model, not a curated record. Bases 73 to 918 code for a protein of 281 amino acids. NCBI's taxonomy places the organism in Eukaryota, Metazoa, Porifera, Homoscleromorpha, Homosclerophorida, Plakinidae. Gene Ontology annotation, molecular function: protein binding.